Messenger RNA from Columba livia (rock pigeon), 4260 nucleotides. RefSeq names its product KIAA1755 ortholog. NCBI's taxonomy places the organism in Eukaryota, Metazoa, Chordata, Aves, Columbiformes, Columbidae. The transcript has 14 exons. The coding region runs from base 132 to 3863 and encodes 1243 amino acids. The record is from RefSeq and is a predicted model, not a curated record.
AUCCCAGCAGAGGCGCGGCGGCCGGAGCCGGUGGGGCCGGGAACAGCCGCUCGGAGCGCCGGGCGGGGCGGCCGUCGGACGGGAGCGACGGUGCCGCGGUGCCCCCAGCCCCUCAAAGCUUCCCAGUAAACAUGGACGUCGGAUCACUGGACACAGCGGUGCAGGGCGCACUCCAGGCUCUCUACCCGCCCUUCGAAGCCACGGCCCCCACGGUGCUGGGCCAGGUGUUCCGGCUGCUGGAGACACGCUACCAGGGGGACGGGCUCUGCUGCCUGCUCCGGUUCCUCAUCCCGGCCAAGCGGCUCUUCGAGCAUGUGCGACAGGCAGCCUGCGCUCCAUACUUUAACUGCAUCUUUCUCCAUGAAGGCUGGCCCUUGUGUCUGCAUGAGAAAGUGGUCGUCCACCUUGCACCACUCAACCCCCUCCUGCUGCGCCCCGGGGACUUCUACCUGCAGGCUGAGCCAUGCGAGGAGCUCUCGGCGCGUAUCACCCUCAAACACCUGUCCCUGGACCUGCACACGGUGGAGGAGACGCCGGUGCCCGAGGCCGCCUAUGCACUGCUCUUCACCAACGAGUGGCUGGAGGAAAUCAACAGCAACCAGGCCCGGGUGCCCCUGCACACGUGCCUGGUGGCCACUGAGAACGGCGUUGCCCCGCUGCCGUGGAGCAGCAUCGCCACACCGGAGUUCAUCGACAAGCCCAAGGCUGCAGCUGAUGAUGCGCCCGCAGGGGCUCAGCAUGGCCCUGCUCCAGAAACCACAGCUCAGCCGGCAGCACCCAGCACAUCUGUGUCCCACGGCACAGCAGGCGUUCCUGCACCCUACAGCAACAUCGCAAGCACCAUCCCAGGCUGCAAGGGCACUCGGCGGAAAUCGAGCCAGGGCAGGUACCCGGGACUGAUCAAGGUAGAGCAGGCUGGGUUGCAGAAGCAGCCAGCUGUGCUGGCCAUGCCCAGCCUCUGCCACAUCCUCAGCCAGAACCUGGAGGGCGAGUAUGUGGACCUGCUGGAGCCCUCCCAGGAGCAGCCGGACCUGCUGACUGGGUCUCUGCCGCCUGUCUGCCCAGCGGGGCCAAUGGGGGCCAGGGUGACACUCCCCUGGGUGAACGGGGGGCCAGGGGCAAAUGCUUCUGUCUGCGGGGGGGCAGAGGAGGGUCCCUGCACCCCAUGCCUGGGGUGGACACUGAGCCGGGAGCAGGGGCCACGCAGCCCACGGUGCCGCCACCGAGACUCCUACCUGGCUGCGCUGCAGAACCCGCUGAGCCUCAGCCCUGGGCUGAUGUCAGCCAUCCUGGAGGAGCCAGAUGGCCCGGGCCCCGAGCCACCCCCCACCACUCCUAAUGACACCCCCACACAGCUGGGUCCAGGGUCUGGCACCCGCCGUCCCCACAGAGCAAGUCCCAGGGUGCAGGCGGGGGCACAGCCAGGCAGCCCCCACCUCCCCCCGGCCCCCGCGGGCUCCAGCCACAAGUUCUCCUUCCUGAAGGGGCCGCGGCUCGGGGCAGCCCCUGGGGACGAGCGAGCCGCCAGCCAGCAUGAAGGAGCCUGGAAGAAGAUAUCUGCCAUCUACUCGCCCAGGAUGGGCAGAGUCAAGCCCACUGGGAAAGGUAUGAAUGGGACGGCCCUGGAAAGCAGCAGCUGCAAGAGCAGCCCCCCUGUGCCCAGUGCUGGCACCCCCGGCCGGGAGCCGCCGGCCUGGCAGGACCUGCACACCGGGCUGCUGCGCUCGGGCAUCGUCACCCUGCCAGGGAGCUCGGACAGGCUGGGCAGGGCCCUGCUCCAGGUCAACACCAGCAGUAGCGCCUGGGGGGCCACGUGGUGCUCAGCGGCCGAGCUGGCGAGGCUCAUCCUCCACCUCUGCUCCCUGCCCAGGCAGGAGGCGAAGGACGGCGGAGUGACUGUCGUGGUGGACGCCAGGAAGCAGCCACCUGCUCCCGUCCUGUUCUCGGCCCUCCGCUCUGUCCAGAGUGUCUCACUGGGCUGCAUCCACACCGUGCUGCUGCUGGCUGAGAAGGAGCUCGCCCACCGCGAGAGGCUGCCCGGGGCACAGGUGGAGACCCUGGCAUCGCUGAAGGCGCUGGGCCGCUACAUCGACAGCUCCCAACUGACGCCGGAGCUGAACGGCACCUUCCCCUACUGCCACAGCGAGUGGGUUCAGUUCUUCCAGAACCUCCAUCCCUUCACGGCUGGGCUCAGGCGAGCGUUGGAGCUGCUGCAGAGCUGCAUCCAGGAGCUGCAGAGCACCAACGUGCUGGCGGGGACGCAGGAUGCAGCCACUGGCAUCACACGGCACCAGGAGCUGAUGCAGAGGGUGCUGAGCGACCCGCAGCUGGUGCAGGUGCAGCGUGAAGGGGGGGCCAUGCUGGCCCGGCUACGCAGGGCGGCCGCCCGGCUCCACAGCUCAGCCAAUGUCAGGACCAGCAUGGAGUUGGCCGAGGAGCUGUACAGCCAGCUGGAGGGAGAGCUGCACGACCUGGUGUCCCAGUCCAACAGCUGCCUGGAGCGGCUGGAGUUCCUCCAAAAGGUCCGGGAGCUUGAGGCUGAGUUCAGCAAGCUGGGCAGCUGGCUGGAUGGGGAGGCGGCGGUGCGGAUGCAGGAGCUGGGUGCCGAGGAGUGCAGCCCCGACGGCAGCGAGGGCUCCACCGAGUGGUGCAGCGAGUUCUUCAGCCAGGCAGCGGCUCGGUACCAGUGUGGCCUCACCCUGUGCCAGGAGGCGGCCGUGGUGCAGGAUGCGGUGUUUCCCGAGGCACAGCCCUUCCAGGCGGCUGCCACGUUGUUCCGGACGAGGCUCAUGAGGUUCCAUGGGCAGCUGGAGCGGCGGCAGGUGGAGUGGGAGCUGCGGCGGGAGCUCAGAUGCUUCUCCAGCAAGCUGGCGGAGCUGGAGCGGGGCUGCGGGCAGAGCCCAGCGCAGGGACAGCAUGGGGGCGGCCGGGCGCUGCGCUGCCUGCAGAGCUCCUUCCAGAAGCUGUCUGUGGAGCUGGCCCUGGAGAAGCUGGAGGAGAUGAAGGCUCAGGUGCGUGGGAUGCAGCGCAGCCAGGGGCUGGCGGCCUGGAGUGAGGCACGGCAGCGGUACCGGGACAGCCAGCGGAUCCUGGAGGAGAUGCUGGCGGAGCUGCGGGAGGCCUGGGGAACACAAGCCGAUGGGCAGGGAGACGCUGCAGGGGCCGCAGCCCCUUGCAAGGAAGCCCCGGGCUGCAGAGCAACCACCAGCCCCAAGCCGGUGGUGUUGGGGAGCCGGGGGGCAGCGGAGCAGCUGGAGCCCAGCGGCGGGGGGCCAGGACAGCCCCAGGCUGGCAGUGUCCCCAGCCCCAUGCUGGGUGUACAGCCAAGAUCCCCACAGCAGCAGGGGCUGGAGGGUGAACAGGAUUGUCACUGCCACAUCCCUGCUGCCACCUCCCUCCCUAAACCUGAGCAUGGAGCCAGCCUGGGGACUGCCAGACACAUCUCCCCGAAGUGCGGGCAGCCCCCGCACAGGCAGCCCCUGUGCCUGCCUCCCCAGGCAUGUGUCCUGGGCACUGGCCCGCUGUGUCCCCCCACUGUGCCCCACGAGGCAGUCCCAGUCCCCAGCACACACCGUUCACCUGCCAACACAUGGGCAGGAGCCACCCAGUACUUCCAGGUUUCCAGCCAGAGCAGUUUAUCCUCUGAAGACUCAGACUCUCAGAACUCCACUGAAGAAGCCCCAGCAGCAAGCCUGGCUUUGCCCCGGGACCUCCCGAGCCCCAGACCCCCUUGCCCCUCUGAAAAGCCCCCCCAGAUUGUUUACCUGGAGAACCACCACACCGAGAGUCCAGUUAAAGCAAAUGCCAAGUCAAAACAGUCCCUUCCAGAUGGGGCGGUUCCUGCCCAGAUGUGGAAGCCUUGAUCACCAAUGGGAUGGGACAUCCCACGUUCGAUGGUGGGACUCUGGGAUCCGGUGCCCCAUCAUCAGUCCCAGACCCCUUCAGUUCCCUGUACUUAGCACUGACCCUGCUGCAAAGCAGCAGUGACCCCAUCACCAGCCUCACCAGGUUCGUUAAUCGUCUUGCGGGUGUGUAGCAACCCUCCAGUCAAGUGCCUUUGUCCCUGCAAGCCCCAGGUUCACCCCAGGACAGCGGUGAGGGCUCCUUGCACCCAGCACUCAUGCUCGGAGUGUCUCAUGGCAGUGCAAGCCUGUGCCGAGGCUCCACCGUCCCCCUGUGCUGCUGCUGCAGCAUCUUGUUUGUGUGCACUUGUUAACGUGGGACUAACAUUACUAACAUUAAUAAACCUGGAGAGAAGUG